AUGAACUGGCCUGCAACAGAACAAGAAUGCUAUGCUAUUAUAUUUGCAAUUGAAAAAUGGCACAAAUAUUUAGAUGGACGUUCAUUUAUAAUUGAAACGGAUCAUAAACCAUUAUUACCAUUUAACAUGAAAAAACAAUUAAAUUCGAAAUGUGAACGAUGGCGUUUGAAAUUACAACAAUAUCAAUUUACUAUACGAUAUAUCAAAGGAAAACAUAAUACAGUAGCAGAUUACUUAUCUCGUUCACCUGCAGACAAUGCAUCAAACGAUGAAGAUGAUUAUGUUCCAACAAAAUCCCGAGCAACACAAACAGAAUAUGAUACAAUCAAACCAGUUAUAGCAUCUGUCAUUACUCGAGCACAAGCAAAACAGCAACAACAGAAUGAGAGGAAUGAUCGUCGAUUGAAUGAUCGUUCCUGCAAUGAACAAUAA
Molecule: messenger RNA, 432 nt
Organism: Rotaria sordida
Lineage: Eukaryota; Metazoa; Rotifera; Eurotatoria; Philodinida; Philodinidae
Source: the annotation of a GenBank genome assembly